CUGGACUGCCGCUCACCGCGCCCCUCCUGUUCGCCAGCUUCGCGAGGAGCCUUCUGCACCCGACCAGGCAAACCCCUCCUCCGCCACCCCAAGCCGCCCGCCAUGGACACAGACAAUCCCGGCACGCCUACCGGCGCCGAUGCCUCUCGCAACCAGCAGGUCGAUAAUGCCAUCCGAGCCAUUCGCGAGAAGAAGCCCCUGCCCGAGAUCGACUUCACCAUUCACACCAUGGAAGAUGGCACCCAGGUGAACACCAUGGAGCGUGUCUGCAAGGAUGUGCAGGCCCCCGCCAUGCAGAAGCCCACCAACGAGCAGUUCUUCCACGACGAAACCCACAGCAAGCCCGACAUUAACUUCCUCAAGCAGCACUUCUAUCGCGAGGGUCGCUUGACCGAAGAGCAGGCUCUAUGGAUCCUCAAGAAGGGCACAGAGGUUCUUCGCGCCGAGCCCAACCUGCUCGAGAUGGAUGCGCCCAUUACCGUCUGCGGUGACGUCCACGGCCAGUACUACGACCUCAUGAAGCUCUUUGAAGUCGGCGGCGACCCCUCCGAGACCCGCUACCUCUUCCUCGGCGACUACGUCGACAGGGGCUACUUCAGCAUCGAGUGUGUCCUGUACCUCUGGUGCCUCAAGAUCCACUAUCCCAACUCGCUGUGGCUGCUGCGCGGUAAUCACGAGUGUCGCCACCUGACAGACUACUUCACCUUCAAGCUCGAGUGCAAGCACAAGUACUCCGAGGCCGUCUACGAGGCCUGCAUGGAGUCGUUCUGCUCCCUGCCCCUGGCCGCUGUCAUGAACAAGCAGUUCCUCUGCAUCCACGGUGGUCUGAGCCCCGAGCUGCACACGCUCGAUGACCUGCGAACCGUAGGUCCCAGCCCCCCCUCCCCUGGCUCGUUGAAGCGAGUGUCGGUCUCUCAGUCCUCAAAUACUAACAUGUCGCAGAUUGACCGUUUCCGUGAACCUCCUACACAAGGCCUCAUGUGCGACAUUCUGUGGGCUGAUCCGCUCGAAGACUUGUGGACAGGAGAAGACGAUGUCAUGACCAUCUUCUCGGCGCCCAACUACCUGGACGUUUACAACAACAAGGCUGCCGUUCUCAAGUACGAGAACAAUGUUAUGAACAUUCGCCAGUUCAACUGCACACCUCACCCCUACUGGCUCCCCAACUUUAUGGAUGUCUUCACUUGGUCGCUGCCCUUCGUCGGUGAGAAGAUCACCGAUAUGCUCAUUGCGAUUCUCAGCACGUGCUCCGAGGAGGAGCUCAAAGAAGACGCCACGCCAUCAUCCACCUCGCCGGGCCCCGUCUCGCCUCCCCUGUCCUCGGCCGCCGCCGUCAACAUGGACCCCGACUCGAUCGAGUUCAAGAGGCGCGCGAUCAAGAACAAGAUUCUGGCCAUUGGGCGUCUGUCGCGCGUCUUCCAGGUUCUGCGCGAGGAGUCUGAACGUGUCACGGAGCUCAAGACGGUCUCUGGCGGACGUCUGCCUGCCGGCACGCUCAUGCUGGGUGCCGAAGGCAUCAAGAACGCUAUUAGCACGUUCGAGGACGCGAGGAAGGUCGAUAUCCAGAACGAGAGGCUGCCGCCGACCCACGAUGAGGUCGCCAGGCAUCAGGAGGAAGAGAGGCGGCAGAAUCUCGAGAAGGCUGCCGAGGAUGCAGCCAACGACAAGAAGCUGCAGCAGCUUAGCAGGAGGCUCAGCACGUGA
This is a messenger RNA of Verticillium dahliae VdLs.17, 1704 nucleotides long. Its product is annotated as serine/threonine-protein phosphatase 2B catalytic subunit. Gene Ontology annotation, cellular component: calcineurin complex; cytoplasm. The record is from RefSeq and is a predicted model, not a curated record. NCBI's taxonomy places the organism in Eukaryota, Fungi, Ascomycota, Sordariomycetes, Glomerellales, Plectosphaerellaceae. The transcript has 3 exons. Gene Ontology annotation, molecular function: calmodulin binding; calmodulin-dependent protein phosphatase activity. Gene Ontology annotation, biological process: calcineurin-mediated signaling; fungal-type cell wall organization. Bases 103 to 1704 code for a protein of 533 amino acids.